UCUCUCAUCUCCUGAUAGCGAAGCGGUGGAGUCCACGAUCCAACAAAUUCGAUCACAGAGUUUUCCUGGGCUUUUAAUAUCUAUCCAAUCACUUCUCCUCCUUCAGAUUUAUCGAUCCAUCAAUCAUUAGCUACUUCUGCUUUAUUCCAGACUCUCUUUUAGCUGCCACUUCCAUUUCAUUAUUCAUUCUUUUUAGAGGUUUUUGCUCCAAGAUUCGUUUUUUCUUGGUCCCUUUAUUGACUCGUUUCGUCUCUUUGCUUCAUUUAUACUGCUUACAUAGAUUUCAGUUUCUACAAAGUUCAUUUUUUCCGUGAUUCCGCAAUGUGGUAACCGGUUUUCUGUUUUCGAGAAACGAAUGCGUAUACUCUUCGUUGAUCGGAUUAAUUAUUGAUUGAUUGUUUCGACACUGAGGCAUUGUUUUCGUUCUAUUCUUUGAUGAACUGAAGAAACCCUCGCACUGAUUUUGAGGUAGAGAUGAAGCUAUUAGUGCGAGUAAUCGAAGCAAAAAACAUACCGGCGCUCGACCCAAAUGGAUUCAGCGAUCCGUAUGUGAAACUGCAGUUAGGGAGGCAGAGGUUUAGGAGUAAAGUUGUGAAGAAGUGCUUGAAUCCUUCGUGGUGUGAGGAGUUCAUAUUCAAAGUUGAUGACUUGAAAGAAGAGCUUCUUAUAACUGUUUUGGAUGAGGACAAGUACUUCAAUGAUGAUUUCGUUGGGCAGAUCAAAGUGCCCAUCAUUCAGGUUUUGGAUGCUAAAGACAAGUCCCUCGGCACUGCCUGGUACACGCUGCAGCCCAAAACCAAGAAGGCCAAGAACAAGGAUUGUGGCGAGAUUCUUCUGACGAUUUGUUUCUCACAAAAUAACACAUUACUUGAUGUGCCACCUGUGAAUGAUCCUGUAACACUGCCAAGAAAGUAUGCUGAUACGCCGAGUGAUACGCCUUCAAGAUCUUCCCCUCUUUGGGUUCCCUCGCCUAUGAGAUCGGAAGAAGUUGCACCCCAAAAGGAGGACAAAUGGAAUGCAUCGGCAUUAGCUGGGCGGAUAGCACAAAUCUUCAAUAAGAAUGUUGAUUCAGCUUCUGUGAGUUCUGUUGAUCCUAGUGAUGCAUCUGAUGUAGCGGAAGGUAUGGAUUUCGCGGUUCCGCAGAACAAUCCCGAAGAGCAAAAUUCAUCGGUUGAUUUUGAUGAAAUGAUGAAAAGUAUAGAGAUGCGAGAUCCAGCUGGUGAAGCUCCUACUAGUUUACCUGGUGGGGUUGUUCUAGACCAGUUGUAUGCAAUACCGCAUCGGGAGUUGAACUCGUUACUCUUUUCACCAGAAUCUGAAUUUUUGAAGACCUUUGCAGACUUAGAGGGAUCUACAGAUCUUGAAAUAGGGCCCUGGAAAUAUGAAAAUAAUGGCGAGAGCCUAAAAAGAGUGGUUUGUUAUACUAAAGCACCGAGUAAAUUGAUUAAAGCUUUGAAAGCCAUAGAGGAGCACACGUAUUUGAAAGCUGAUACUAAGGCCUUCGCUGUUCUAUCCAGUGUGAGCACUCCAGAUGCUCCGUAUGGGAAAUCUUUUAAGGUAGAAGUGCUCUACUGCAUUACUCCCGGGCCUGAGCAGCCAUCAGGAGAGCAGUCUUCUCGAUUGGAAGUGUCUUGGCGAGUGAACUUUUUGCAGAGCACAAUGAUGAAAAGUAUGAUUGAAGGUGGAGCGAGACAAGGUAUAAAGGAUAGCUUUAAACAGUAUGACAAGCUGCUGUCUCAAAAUGUGAAACCGCUUGAUCUUCAAGAUGUAGGUUCUGAGAAAGACCAGCUUUUGGCAUCUCUUCAGGUGGAGCCUCAGUCUGACUGGAAAUUGGCUGUUCAGUACUUUGCUAAUUUCACGGUUGCUUCGACCUUUUUGAUGGGUUUAUAUGUGCUCACACAUAUAUGGCUGGCUAUGCCUAGCACAAUUCAGGGUCUUGAAUUUGCUGGUUUAGACUUGCCCGAUUCUAUUGGUGAAGUGAUAGUGUGCUGUGUAUUGGUUCUGCAAGGGAAACGGGUCCUGGAGUUUAUGUCUCGCUUUAUGCAGGCCAGAGUGCAAAAAGGUAGUGAUCAUGGAAUUAAAGCACAAGGGGAUGGCUGGCUGCUCACUGUUGCCUUAGUUGAAGGGAGCAAUUUGGCAGCUGUUGAUUCUAGUGGGUACUCUGAUCCUUAUGUGGUGUUCACUUGCAAUGGGAAGACGAGAACCAGCUCGAUCAAGUUUCAGAAAUCAAAACCUCAUUGGAAUGAAAUUUUUGAAUUUGAUGCAAUGAAUGAACCUCCAUCUGUUCUGGAAGUGGAUGUUUUCGAUUUUGAUGGCCCUUUUGAUGAUGCAACAUCACUUGGACGUGCUGAAAUAAAUUUCCUAAAAUCUAAUAUUACGGAUCUGUCUGACAUCUGGAUUCCUUUAGAAGGGAAGCUGGCUCAGGCAUGCCAGUCGAAAUUACAUUUGAGAAUCUUCUUGAACAAUAACAAGGGUAGCAAUGUCGUUAAAGAUUAUAUAACGAAGAUGGAAAAGGAAGUGGGCAAGAAGAUAAGAUUGCGUUCUCCUCAAACAAAUUCGGCUUUCCAGAAGCUUUUUGCAUUACCUCCUGAGGAGUUUCUCAUCAACGACUUUUCUUGUCAUUUGAAGCGGAAAAUGCCUCUCCAGGGCCGUCUAUUUCUGUCAGCGAGAAUAAUUGGGUUUCAUGCAGAUCUAUUUGGUCACAAGACGAAGUUUUUCUUUCUCUGGGAAGAUAUAGAAGACAUUCAAGUCAUACCUCCUACACUGUCAUCAAUGGGCAGCCCGAUCAUAAUCAUCACACUGUGGCCCGGAAAAGGCUUUGAUGCACGGCAUGGAGCAAGGACACAGGAUGACGAAGGCAGGCUGAAGUUUCAUUUUCAUUCGUUUGUGUCCUACAAUGUUGCCCACAGAACAAUUAUGGCUCUGUGGAAGGCAAGAGCCUUGACACCUGAACAGAAGGUGCAGAUUGCAGAUGAAGAAUCCGAAGCCAACACUGCUGUCGAAGAGGAAGCCUUAGCCAAAAAUCUCCCAGCUACGGACGAGGAAGUUGAGGCUAAGAGUCAAGCAGUAGACGAAGAAUCUGAAGCCAAAAGCCUGCGAACUGAGGAGAGUGGAUCUUUCCUGGGAGUUGAGGAUGUUAACAUGUCUAUGGUUUAUUCUUCCAUACUAUCUCUUCCGACGAGUUUCUUUAUGGAGUUGUUCAGAGGGAGUGAAAUCGACAGAAGGGUGAUGGAGAGAACUGGAUGCCUGAACUACACUCACAGUCCUUGGGAGUCCGAGAAGGCAGACGUGUAUCAGAGACAGCUUUAUUACAAAUUCGAUAAACGAAUAUCCCGCUAUAGAGGUGAAGUGACUAGCACGCAACAAAAAUCCCGCCUCUCUGGAAAACAGGGGUGGCUCAUAGAGGAGAUCAUGACUCUCCACGGAAUUCCACUUGGUGACUAUUUCACGCUUCACUUGAGGUAUCAGGUUGAAGACCUGCCUUCAAGAUCCGUAGGGUGCAGCAUUCAAGUAUACUUUGGGAUAGCAUGGUUGAAAUACACGAGGCAUCAGAAACGGAUCACCAAAAACAUCGUCUCAAAUCUGCAGGAUCGCCUCAAGGUCAUGUUCAGUGUGCUGGAGAAGGAAUACGUUUCAGGGACAUAGAUAGAUCUCAUAUAUUAAAUGACUGUCGCUUAUGAGGAGACGGGGACGACUGAGCCGCCUUCUCCGUUCGUUCGGGUGUAUAUACGUUUGACAGAUAGCUCACGCUCAGCAUCACCACAUUUCGGGUUCGCUAAUUGGCUGCAACUCUAAUCUCAUUUGUGAUACUAUCACAUGUUUAUGCUCUCUAAUUUGUCUGUAUUUCUAAUCAUUUUCGCCUGACAUAGUUACGUUGCAAGAUUUUGGAAUGUUAAAUUUAUUUUGUUUAAUAUAUUUAUAUAUAGAUGGUAUUACUUGUA
Messenger RNA from Salvia hispanica, 3941 nucleotides. Its product is annotated as C2 and GRAM domain-containing protein At1g03370-like. NCBI's taxonomy places the organism in Eukaryota, Viridiplantae, Streptophyta, Magnoliopsida, Lamiales, Lamiaceae. The record is from RefSeq and is a predicted model, not a curated record.